AUGUCAUCACUUAAGACCGAACGUUGUCAAAGAAUUGAUGAAGAGGUUGUUGCUUCUAAAGACGAGAUCAAUUUGUUGCCCGACGAUUUGCUCAUCCAGAUUUUGUUGCUUGUACCGUGGCGUUAUAUCUGGACUUUGAUGCCUAAACUCGAGUACAAAGACACUGGUCAUGAGUGCAAAAGCGUUUGGAAGUUUCUUGACAAGUUUUUGGAACUUCACAAAGCACCUUUGUUAGAAACUUUGUGUAUCCAACUCGGUAAAAAUUGUCCAACUGAUGUAGAUGUUGGGAAAUUAGUUGCAAAUGUAGUUGAUCGCUUUGUGCGCAAGCUAGAGCUAGAGCUCCACUGGACGGCAGAGCCUAGCAGCUUGCCUAAGAAUCUUUACACAUGCAAAAUGCUUGUGGAAUUGACUCUUUCGGACAAGAUUAUAGUGGAUGUUCCUUCUUCGAUUUGUCUCCCGUCACUCAAUAUAUUGCGCCUUUUUCAUGUUGUGUUCAAAGAUGAAGAUUCUCUCGAGAGGCUUAUAUCAAGUUGCUCAGUUCUUGCUCGAUCGAGAGUGAGCCUCGCCUAUUAA
Arabidopsis lyrata subsp. lyrata is the source of this 573-nucleotide messenger RNA. Its product is annotated as putative F-box/FBD/LRR-repeat protein At5g52460. The record is from RefSeq and is a predicted model, not a curated record. The transcript has a single exon. Bases 1 to 573 code for a protein of 190 amino acids. Lineage: Eukaryota; Viridiplantae; Streptophyta; Magnoliopsida; Brassicales; Brassicaceae.